AUGCUUUCGUUAUUUUUUCUUUCUUUCUUUUCAACACUUCAUUUAAACAAUGCUUUCUUUGUUUCUUUUUCCUCCUCACUUGAACAAUGCUUUCUUUCUUUCUUUCUUUCUUUCUUUUCAACUUCUCAUUUAAACAAUGCUUUCUUUAUUUACUUCUUUUUCGUUCAUCAUAUACAUUGCCCUUUCUUUCGUUCUUUUCCGUUCAUCAUAUCUUUUCAUCUUUUCCGUUCAUCAUAUCGUUCAUCUUUUCUUUCUUUCUUUCUUUCUUUCUUUCUUUCUUUCUUUCUCGUUCAUUAUAUAUACAACCCUUUUUCUUUAUUUCUCUUUUUAUUUCUUUUUAACUCAUCAUUUACACAAUUCUUUCUUUCUUUUUUUCUUUCUUUCUUUCUUUUUUUCUUUCUUUCAUAUUUUUUAAAGUAUUAUUUAUCUUCUUUUCACCUUCCUCCUUGUUUUUCUUAUAAUCUGCCUCACCAAUUCAUCUCUCCUUUUUUUCUCUAA
Acanthosepion pharaonis is the source of this 498-nucleotide messenger RNA. The record is from the annotation of a GenBank genome assembly. Lineage: Eukaryota; Metazoa; Mollusca; Cephalopoda; Sepiida; Sepiidae.